CGCAUCGCAGCAUCAGGGCGUCUUCAUCCGGGGAAAAAAAAUCUAAUAGAGCAACUUUGCAGAAAACACUAACCAAACAAACCAGCAGCUCUCGCGAACUGGUGGAAAACAGUCGGAGGAGGAUAGCGCUUCGCUGCACGGACAUACAAUGAAAGGGUUACCUGGCUGCUUUCUGGAUUUGGAGUCUUGUAGUAAACCGCUGCGUCUUUGACACGAGAGCCGCACAGGCACCGUCUCUGUUGGAUCGAACCUCAGGCUCCACGGAUCAAACUUGACAAAACAAAGCACCCCCUACUGCUCUCACUGGAAUACACCAUAAAGUCUCCCUGCCGCCAUGGAGGAGGAACAGUGCUACUACAACGAGACCAUCGCCUUCUUCUACAACCGCAGUGGAAAGAACCUGACGACCGAAUGGAACACGGUCAGCCGGCUGGUGAUGGGCCUGGGCAUCACCGUGUGCAUCUUCAUCAUGCUCGCCAACCUCCUGGUGAUGGUCGCCAUCUACAUCAACAGGAGGUUCCACUUCCCCAUCUACUACCUGAUGGCUAACCUGGCAGCUGCUGACUUCUUCGCCGGACUGGCCUACUUCUACUUGAUGUUCAACACGGGACCGAACACCAGGCGGCUGACCGUCUCCACGUGGCUGCUUCGCCAGGGCCUGAUCGACACCAGCCUGACGGCGUCCGUGGCCAACCUGCUCGCCAUCGCCAUCGAGCGCCACAUCACCGUGUUCCGCAUGCAGCUGCACACGCGUAUGAGCAACCGGCGUGUGGUUGUGGUGAUUGUUAUAAUCUGGACCAUGUCCAUAGUCAUGGGCGCCAUCCCGAGUGUCGGCUGGAACUGUAUCUGUAGUCUUACCACUUGCUCCAACAUGGCGCCGCUGUACAGCAACUCCUACCUGAUCUUCUGGGCGGUGUUUAACCUGGUGACCUUUGUUGUGAUGGUGACGCUGUACGCCCACAUCUUUGUGUAUGUGCGGCAGAGGACCAUGAGGAUGUCACGGCACAGCUCAGGACCUCGACGCAACCGGGACACCAUGAUGUCGCUGCUGAAGACCGUGGCCAUUGUGUUGGGUGCCUUCAUCAUCUGCUGGACCCCCGGCCUCGUCAUCCUCCUCCUCGACGUCUUCUGCGCCAACUGCAACGUCCUCACCUACGAGAAGUUCUUCCUCCUCCUCGCCGAGUUCAACUCCGCCAUGAACCCCAUCAUCUACUCCUACCGCGACAAGGAGAUGAGCGCCACCUUCAGGCAGAUCCUGUGCUGCCAGCGGCAGGAGAACGUCAACGGGACGGUGGCGGAAGGGUCGGACCGCUCGGCCUCGUCCGUCAACCACACGGUGCUCAGCGGCAGCGGUGCGCAACACCAGCACCCCAAGCACCCCAAGCUUCCACAGCACCCCCACCAUCACCACAACGAACACUCGGUAGUGUAAAGGAGGGCUGGACAUCCUGGAGGUUAAUCCCACUGAUUGAAGGGUUAAUCUCUCGUGGAAACUGGGAAAUGGAGGAAUGCAAAGGUCAAGAGGGACUGGGAUCAUAUUAAAGAAAGACUGUAACGUAAGACAUGUGAGGACGAAGGAUGAUGAUGAUGAGCUGAACGAGAUCUUAAUGAAGAAGAACGGCAACUAUGAAGAAAGAUGAAGAGACUGUUAUCUCUGUGUGGAGGACGGACACAGGACUGGUCUGAUCUCCACAGACUCUGAUAGACUGUUAGCAUUUGUAUUUGCGUUGUGUAGCUGUUUAUUAUUUUCUGUCAGUGUCAAAUGUCUCGGCUGAUAUGAACUAUUUAAAAGUAAUCUGUGAAAUGAAGGUAUUUGCCAGUAGAACCCAAUCCUCUUUCUCUCUUCUCUAACUCGGCUCCCCCUGCUCAUGGGCUUGGGUCACAUCAGUUUCAGGACAGAUUCAUAUUAGCUGCAUCGUUUUGGGUCAGAACCACAGACUGUAAAGGAAGAUGGACGACAGGCCUCCAUUUCAACCUCCCAUCGUAUUAUAUUGAAGCUAAAAUCCCCCGGAUUGCGUUUUGGACGUCAUGUGGAGCCGGAGUCUUUGCACUAGUGAUCGUAGCGUUGAGCCACAGUAUUGAAGGCCUGCCCAUAAGAGCUUUUGACCAAUCACAAGGCGGUAUGAGCUGUCAAUCACGAGGCUUCACCCUCAACAUCAAAUAACUAAUUUCAACCAAACUAGUCCCACCCACUAACAUGGAGGAGGUGGGGUUAAUGAACUAGCCACCAGGCAUCAAGAUGUUUUGGGAAUCUGCUGCUUCGUCCAUCUUUAUAUAAAGUCUACAGUUAGAACCAACAUUUAGGACACUAUCAUUUCUUUUUCUUUUAUUUUCAGGAGAAAAUACAUCAAUUUAGUGGAAAUUCAAACCAACACAUGUCAUUUUGUUCUGAUGACAUGUAAGUUAAUGUUAAUACGAGAUAUCUCCAGCAGCUUUAACUUCCAAACGACCUUCCGGAGACUUUCUAGCAGUUUUCAAUUUCAAGGUUUUUAUUUAAAAACACCAAAGUGGCAAAUUAAAGAAACCAAUUGUUCCACCAUUGUAAAUAUUGACAUGUUUGAUGACAGGAAUACUGCAGCACUGCCCACGACUGAAAUAUCAAGAGCCACUAUUCUUUUCCACGAUGGAUUAAUCUCUCGUUUUUUAACUGACUAGUGACUUAGUAUUACAGGGACUCAUUAUUCUUUUGGCCUUCCACAUCCACUUCACAUCUUUUGGGAAUCCGUCGCAUCAGUUCCCAAAGCAAAAUCUCCGAGGGGGUCCAAGAGCUGAGAGAAGCCCUGAGAUGUUUAUGCUCUGUGAGGAAUGGAAGACGAGCCGUUCCAGGGAUGUUACCAGAAAGAGGAGGAGGAGGAUGUUUGCAGUGUUACGGAUCAGGCUGCGUGCCACAGUAUUAUGUGGAGAGGAGGUGAAGGUCAUAUCUGCUGAGUGUUAACAGACUCCAGAGUGUGACAGGAAAUGUGCUGAGCUGGUUCUAUCAAGUGUCUCCGAGUGACGGAGUCCAGCAAUUAAACUGGUCAGAGUGAAAUUUCCCCUGAGGAUGUUCGGAAGAAGAAAGUUAGUCUUAAAUGAUUCAACUAAUUUCUUUCAGAAGUCUGAAAAAUUAGAGCCGAUGAAUUCAUUUCCUGCCUGAAACAUCAAACUCCACUUCUCAGCUGGUUUUAACACUUUUCAAUCGCUGACCUGCUCAAGUUUCAUCCACACAAACAUGUUUUAGUUUAAAACCUUUUCAAAACAGAAACAAUCUCCGUCCAUAUAAGUGUUUUAACUCUUUAACAUGCAUACAUCAUGUGACCUUCCAUGCACCCUGGCAUGGACCAGGCAGAGUAAACAGGAAGUAGAUCUUCUACGAAUGAGAAACAGUAAUAGUGAAAAGUACGCCAAAUGACGAGGAACUGUCUAACUAAAUAAUUAAUUAAUUAAAUGAAAUUUGUAUCAUUCGAAAGCUGUUAUCAUCUUUUGAGGUAGGUUAUGCCCAAUUCGUUGUCUUACAGGCGCUGGUCAGCUCCAGAGUUGAACCAGUUCUGUGCUAAACAGGCAUUAUCUUUUAUUUCCCCCCCGCCUCCUGCCAUUAACGCGUGAACCUGUUCCAGCUGCAAGUUGUAGAAGAGUUGUGAGUCCAUGACGUGCGUCGUUAGGAGAUUGCCAGCUGAAUGUUUUGUCGUGACUUGAAUCAAAACACUUCUUUUGGCCCCAGAAUACACGGACGCGAUCGCGGCAGCUGACAGCCACGCCGGUGAGUCACAGCCAAAAGUACAGUCAAAUGUUUUUCCAGGGAAGCAAGAUGUUUGUCAGGGAUUUAACAUGAAGUCAUCUGCCGCUCCUCAACUGCCACGGUUGAGCAAACCGAAGUUCCAAGGCAACAAUCGUCAAUAAAAAAAGUGUGUUUUUUUGUUUUGUUGUAAACUUUUGCAUUUGUCCGCCUCGUUCGAGUUUCAUCGCCAAAACUUUGUAGGUGGACGACUCGAGUCUCAGUAUUUGACAUUAACUGUCACCGUUGUUCUAACCAAGUAUUGAUUCAGGUUCUAUAGCAAACCAACUAAACGUUCCGACUCUGUAUGUCUUUGUUUACCAGUGAAUCACUCUUUGUAUACCGUUGUAAGUAUAUGUGUACAGUAUGUGUGUUUGUAUAUAAAAUAUCGUAUUCAAAGUUAAUCACCAAAGGGAAAGUGUUACUGCGUGUGUGUAAAUUUAACUGUCGUACUCUGUCCAAAUGUACUGUAGGAUUUUGUGUUUUUUUUUUUUUAUGUCAUGAGCUCUUUGUAUUAUGAAACCUAAUUAAUGAAUUUCUUGUUAUUAACUUGUUUGUGACCCAGAACUUUAUAUAUAUAUAUGUGUGUGUGCAGUGCCUUCAGAAGAGUAACUUAUAAACACCAGGCUGAACAGUUUGCGUUUUGCUGCCCCCUCUGGUUGAACGCUCCACCUCUGACCACACCCAGCUGUGAUGUCACGGAGGGGGGGGGGGGGGGGGUUACACCACCAGAGGGCAGCAGAUACCAGCGUUUUCAGGCAGUCUUAAGCUACUCUUUAAGUUUUUGUGUCGCUAACACCGUUGUCUUACAUUUGCCUUGAAGUAGAACAAAGUAAUCAGUCAGCUUUUGUACAAAGUGUUCACCGGAAACGCAUGAUUUUGUUUUAGAUAAUAAAGGUACACAACAUAGCCUCAAAAAUGUCCAAUAACCACAGGAUAUAUAUCAUAGACCAGAUAUGACAGACACCAAAACACCCAAAGUUUCAUACGAUAAAAAACACAAUCCGACAGAGAAGUCUUCACCCAUUUGCGAUCAUCUGCACAAAAGUUUUUUCUCACUCAAUAAACACAAUGUCACAGGACACAACUGGUAUUGAAAGAUGAUAAGGUAAUAUCUACAUUACGUUGCCAGAAAAUUGCUGAUCAGGAAAGUACUUGAACUCAGAUUUAAUCAACCAUGUGCCAGUUGUUUGUCGAGAGUAAUUGUGAUAUCAACGAAUGUCCAGCCUGAGUCAUUGCGCCGAUAUUCCAGAAACAAUAAAAACAUGACGUACACAAAAGUU
Messenger RNA from Platichthys flesus (European flounder), 5034 nucleotides. It is a transcript of the gene lpar1, whose product is annotated as lysophosphatidic acid receptor 1. The transcript is spliced from 3 exons. The record is from RefSeq and is a predicted model, not a curated record. Gene Ontology annotation, molecular function: lysophosphatidic acid receptor activity. Gene Ontology annotation, biological process: phospholipase C-activating G protein-coupled receptor signaling pathway; neurogenesis. Gene Ontology annotation, cellular component: membrane. The coding region runs from base 335 to 1432 and encodes 365 amino acids. Lineage: Eukaryota; Metazoa; Chordata; Actinopteri; Pleuronectiformes; Pleuronectidae.